AGGGACCAUCAAAGCUGCAAGUCUACAACAGAAAUUUUUUAUUUUUUAAAUUAAAUUUUCGUUUAUUUUCCUUUUUCUUUCUAAACCCAAAGUCCAAAAUGUUUACAUUAUGAUUGCAUGGUUCAAACUAUUUAAACCAAGUUUGGUUUUCCAAAUGUUAUUUCUUCUUGUGGAUUUGUUGCUGCAAUUUUAUAGAAUCAAAGGAGAGCAUAAGUAGUUGCUGAACGUACACUGUCACAUGCAACAAAGGCAAAAUCUGUCCCCCUGCACUGUUCCGAGCAAUAUUCUGAGAAACAGUUUCCUGAACAAAUCAGAUGUCGGCUUUUCCUUCAUCACAUGCAAAAGCAGAGAAAAAGAGACAGAGAGAGAGAAACAUGGAAGACCAACAGAAUUGGAAAGGGGAAGCAGAGGAAGAAUGUGAAAUAAAUGAGCUGCUAUGUAGUAUUAUGGAAGGUUAUAAUGACAAAGUGAUACCUCCAUUGUCACAAUUCUCACCGUCGCGACAGGCUGCUGCCGCCAUUGUUGAGGAAAAGGGUUCUAGCUCGAGGGAACGUGGCAGGGCGAAAGAAGCUGAAGAAAUGACUGAGAGCUUGAAGAAGGAAAGAGAUAGGAGGGAGAAGAUGGCUGAGAACUAUGUUCUUCUUCAGUCUAUGGUCCCUAAUCUCUUCCCUAAGGCUACAAGAGAGACGAUUGUUGGUGAAACGAUUGCAUAUAUCCAAUCUCUUGAGAAAGAGAUAACAAGGAUGGAAGAGCUGAAGAAUUCAUCUGAGUCAUCGAAAGGGAAGAUGCAUCUGUAUUCCAACAGGAAGUCCUCAAUCGAUGUCACUGUCUCCAGCAACGUCGUUUUCUUUGGGAUUCAAUCAAUGGUUCGACCAAGACUAGUGACAGACAUUUUCAUGGUACUCCACAAGCACAAGGCCGAGGUUUUGGCGGCAAAUGUUGCGGUUAAUCAUAGGCAAUUAACAUUAACUGUUACAGCAGUUGUCAGUGGGAACAGAGACGGAACGAUUGAGAAGAUUAAGGGAGACAUACUGAUUUUAUAGGCUUGAGACCAGGAGUUUAAGAAAUUUUAUUAGUCAUAUAAAAACCAUAUAAUUCAAAAAAAAAACUUAAAAUAAUUAUUCAUUUAUUAUUUAAAGGGUCUCAGAAAUUUAAUUUUAUAUUGUUAUUAAAGCCAUGAAUUUAUUGUUUAAGGAAGUCUCGACAUUGCAUUUUAGAAUCCCAAUUUGUUUUAAUAG
Theobroma umbraticum is the source of this 1238-nucleotide messenger RNA. RefSeq names its product transcription factor TT8-like. The record is from RefSeq and is a predicted model, not a curated record. Gene Ontology annotation, cellular component: membrane. Gene Ontology annotation, biological process: endosperm development; proton transmembrane transport; regulation of DNA-templated transcription. Gene Ontology annotation, molecular function: proton channel activity; DNA-binding transcription factor activity; protein dimerization activity. NCBI's taxonomy places the organism in Eukaryota, Viridiplantae, Streptophyta, Magnoliopsida, Malvales, Malvaceae.